UUGACGGUCUGCAGCUAAAGUUUUCUGUUAAUCAAAUACUCCGUUUUGUUUACUACUGGCUUUCGUGAGUUCGAGGUUGCUAUAAACAACAAGCUAAUAAGUUCUAAAUAUUAAAUUAAUAUUAUUUGAUUAGCUAGCUACACUUUGGAGCAAUACGUAUAAACAUGGCAUCCAGCUACAAGAAGCCCGGCGUUGCCCUGCACCAGAGGAAAAAAGCCGCUUCCAAACCUGAUCUAACCGAGGAGCAAAAGCAAGAGAUACGGGAAGCCUUUGAUCUGUUUGACACAGAUGGUUCAGGAACCAUAGAUGUCAAGGAGCUGAAGGUUGCCAUGCGGGCCCUCGGCUUUGAACCCAAGAAAGAGGAAAUAAAGAAGAUGAUCUCUGACAUUGAUAAGGAGGGAUCAGGGACUAUCGAUUUUAAUGACUUCUUGAGCAUGAUGACACAGAAAAUGAGUGAAAAAGACUCAAAAGAAGAAAUCCUUAAGGCUUUCCGCUUGUUUGAUGACGACGGCACCGGGAAAAUUUCUUUCAAAAACCUGAAAAGAGUUGCCAAAGAACUUGGAGAGAAUUUAUCGGAUGAGGAACUGCAAGAAAUGAUUGAUGAAGCAGACCGUGAUGGAGAUGGGGAAAUUAAUGAAGAAGAAUUUCUACGAAUAAUGAAGAAGACGAGUCUAUAUUAAUGAGGUGUGAAAUAAUAAUUUGGAAGGUCUUUCUUACAAUAUUAUGCACUUUGUGUUUGUAUCUGAUAUUUUAUGUAGUUUUCUAAAAAUAUUCUGUCUUUUGUACUGAUUUUUUGAAACAUUUCCUGCACUCGAGGUGAAAUUCUGAAGAUAAAUAAAAAACUUUUCUGAA
Molecule: messenger RNA, 852 nt
Organism: Brienomyrus brachyistius
Lineage: Eukaryota; Metazoa; Chordata; Actinopteri; Osteoglossiformes; Mormyridae
Gene: cetn4
Product: centrin 4
Exons: 5
Coding region: 165-680 (171 amino acids)
Biological process (GO): nucleotide-excision repair; mitotic cell cycle; centriole replication
Cellular component (GO): centriole; centrosome
Molecular function (GO): calcium ion binding
Source: RefSeq, a predicted model, not a curated record